This is a messenger RNA of Cladocopium goreaui, 838 nucleotides long. NCBI's taxonomy places the organism in Eukaryota, Dinophyceae, Suessiales, Symbiodiniaceae. The record is from the annotation of a GenBank genome assembly.
AGGCGGUCCAUGAGGAUGCCUUCGCGCCGCCUCCAGCCCCACAUCCGGUGCCCCGACCCGUCGCAACUGCUGCGACGAAUCCAUCUGGGCACAUCAUUUCCUUGGGCUCAGUGGGACAUCCCUUCAAUUGCGCGGAAGCUUGCAAAUACGUCAAGCGCAAAGGUGGCUGCCGCGAUGGUGCGAAUUGCACAAAGUGCCAUGAGUGCUUCUGGAGCCGCAUUCCGGCAGGUGGGGCUGAUGUUGAGCAGAAACUUCCAGAGCCUCAGCUACCAAUGGAAGCUCAGCCCUUCUCAGUGGGAUCCGCUGGACAUCCCUACACCUGCUCCAAUCCCUGCAAGUAUGUGUGGAGGAAGCAAGGCUGCCGCGACGGUGCGGACUGUCCCAACUGCCACUACUGCAAGUGGCAGCGCCGCCCCAAGGAUGAGGUCCCAACCCCCAACCCUCCUCUGGGGGUCGUCAGCCAAGUCAGUGAGAACUUGGAAGCCAUGGCAAUUCCUCCUCCACCAGGGUUGACCCCAAUGGAGCCAGAAGUGACCCACACGACCCAAGAGUCCAUUGACUUGCUGUCCUCUGUGGGCUCCUUGGGCCACCCAUACAGCUGUGGGCUGGCUUGCAAGUACGUCGGCAAAGCGAAAGGCUGCAAAGAUGGAACGCUGUGUCCCAACUGCCAUUUGUGCCGUUGGAGCCGCUAUGCCAACCUCAAGGUUUUUCACUUGUGAGGCGGUGGCACAGUGAGCAUCGGAAGGCUGCCCUCUGCGCUGGUCUCCUUCCAGCCUCCCUGAUAUAGGGAGACAAAUGGAUGGGAGGUGAGGCAAAGAUCAGACGUUGUGAAGCAUGG